AUGGAAGAGUGCCAGGUCUACCAGGUCAUCUUCUUCCGGGAGAAGCUCGCCCUCUUCGCCGAGCACGAGCACGACGGCGGCGGCUCCAUGUUCACCCUCGCCGGCACGGGCGAGGCGCCGCGAUACGCCGAGGAGCACGUCGAGGUGAGCCCGUUCCGGCACCCCCGGUACGCCGGGAGCAAGUUGCUGGGCACGAUGCGGCGGGAUGAGAUCGGCGGGGCGUGGCAGUUGUGCGCGGCGUACGUGGAAGAAAACACGAGAAAGGACGAGGAGAGAAAGGAAAAGGAGAGAAAGGACGAGGAGAGAAAGGACGAGGAGAGAAAGGACAAGGACGACGGGCCGAGGCACCCGGACAUCACGACGUGGUGUGUUGCGGUGGCGGACUUGCUGGUCCGGGAGGGGGCGAUCGUGAUGCGGCCGUGGUGGGAGCCGCUGCCGACCAAGCGAGGCGCUUAA
Molecule: messenger RNA, 456 nt
Organism: Cordyceps fumosorosea ARSEF 2679
Lineage: Eukaryota; Fungi; Ascomycota; Sordariomycetes; Hypocreales; Cordycipitaceae
Exons: 1
Coding region: 1-456 (151 amino acids)
Source: RefSeq, a predicted model, not a curated record